AUGAACUCUGAAAGCGAGAGUAUCUAUGAUUAUAUUGUGUGCGGAGGCGGCACCUCCGGCUGUGUAGUCGCCGGUCGGCUUGCCGAGAAUUCUGAGAUUAAGGUUCUUCUUCUCGAAGCCGGACAGCAUAAUAAAGAUUUGGAGAAUGUGCAUAUGACUGGAGGGUGGUCGAAUAAUUUCGACGCGGAAACCGAUUGGAAUUUUGUUACCCCACCUAUGGUAGGGGUGGAUAAUCGCCAGGUCAAAUUGAGUCGUGGCCGAUUCCUCGGCGGUUGCAGUGGGUGCAAUGGCACAUUAUGCAUUCGUGGCUGUAAGCAGGACUAUGAUGAUUGGGGCCUAGACGGUUGGAGUGGCGAGGAUUUCUUCAAGUAUAUGAACAAGGCUGAAACCUUCCAUCCUAAGCCGUGGUUCCAAGCCGACAAGGAAAGCCACGGCUACUCGGGGCCGCUGCACACAGAGCCCCAUGACCUUGCGCCAAUCUCGAACCUGCUGCUUGACUCUUUUGUUUCGCAAGGAAUACCAUUGAACCAUGACAUGUUCAGCACUGGAGAUAUCCCCCACGGUUGUGGCCACGCGCCUCGUACGGUCUAUGAAGGAGUCCGGACGACUGGCGCCGAUUUCAUUACCAACAAAAACCACCGUGGAAACAUCACGAUCAAGACGAAUACAACAGUUGAUAAGGUUGUCUUCACAAACCACGGAGAGCAACUUCAUGCGUCUGGGGUAGCUACAAAGGCUUCUGAUGGUAGUUCGUUAAUCUACUAUGCUCGACAGGAAAUCAUCAUAUCAGGAGGGGCAUACUGUAGUCCUGCGGUUCUUCUUCGCUCGGGUAUUGGGCCAAAGGAAGAAUUGGCCAAACUCAAGAUCCCAUGUACAGUCAGCGCGCCUGGUGUCGGAAGGAAUCUUAUGGACCACCUUAUCGUCUUCAUGUUCUAUGAGACCGAACAAGCUGGACUCACCAACGAUCGCCACGUCUACCACGACGACAACUUCGACAAAACAUAUGCGGAAGGGAAAGAGAAAAAAAGCGGAUUCCUCUCGACCUUUCCAUUCGGCGCCUUCGCCUUUGCCCGAAUGGACGAUAGGUUGAAAGACGAGCCAUUGUGGAAGAAUGCACCUCGCCAAAUUGGGCGAGACCCCAUGGGCUUAACUCCUAAGCAGCCGAAUGUGGAAUUCUUCACUACGGAGUGCUAUGGUGGACCAAAGCAGUACGAUCAGUUCCCGGUCGACCAUAAGCACGCCUUCUCGAUGAUUGCGGAGCUAUUUGCGCCCAAGUCGCGCGGGUCGGUUACUCUGAAAUCGGCAGAUCCGAUGGAGAACCCCCUUGUUGACUGUAACUAUCUUGCCGAUCCUAUGGACGUGUUGGUUCUCAGUGAGGCUUGUCGAUUUGGCAAUGAGAUCGUCAUGAAUGGAGCUGGUACCAAGGAUAUUGUCAAGGGAUCAUGGCCUCCGAAUUUGUCUCACCACACCUACAAGACGAGAGAGGAGUGGGUUCCGUACAUCAAAGAGCAUGCUACCACUUGUUACCACGCUGCAGGAACAUGCGCAAUGGGAACGGAAGAUGACACCAUGGCCGUGCUGGAUGAGAAACUACAGGUUCGCGGUGUUGUAGGUCUGCGCGUGGCCGACUGCAGUGCCAUGCCAACGUUACACGGAGGACACACGCAGAUGCCGGCGUAUGGAAUUGGUGAGAAGUGCGCCGAUCUAAUCAAGGAUACAUUGCGAAUGGCUGGCAAUCUACAGCCGCAUUUAGGAUGUUGA
This is a messenger RNA of Penicillium canariense, 1761 nucleotides long. Its product is annotated as GMC family oxidoreductase. Lineage: Eukaryota; Fungi; Ascomycota; Eurotiomycetes; Eurotiales; Aspergillaceae. The record is from RefSeq and is a predicted model, not a curated record. Gene Ontology annotation, molecular function: flavin adenine dinucleotide binding; oxidoreductase activity, acting on CH-OH group of donors. Bases 1 to 1761 code for a protein of 586 amino acids. The transcript has 6 exons.